This is a messenger RNA of Aplysia californica (California sea hare), 3805 nucleotides long. Its product is annotated as calcium-responsive transcription factor. Gene Ontology annotation, cellular component: nucleus. Gene Ontology annotation, biological process: regulation of transcription by RNA polymerase II. Gene Ontology annotation, molecular function: RNA polymerase II cis-regulatory region sequence-specific DNA binding; DNA-binding transcription factor activity, RNA polymerase II-specific. The record is from RefSeq and is a predicted model, not a curated record. Lineage: Eukaryota; Metazoa; Mollusca; Gastropoda; Aplysiida; Aplysiidae. Bases 199 to 2802 code for a protein of 867 amino acids. The transcript is spliced from 13 exons.
UUUUCAUCCUCCAAAGUCUCAUUGUGACCCCUUUUGCUAUUCACCGAACAUCUACUUUCGUUUUCAUCCAGAGUUGACAAGUUCUGAACAUUUGAAGACCAAAAGCAUCAUAAAAUCAUAUGCGUUAUAUUAUUUUCACUAUGAACAUUUGGCAGAGGAACCGUGUCAGGGACAUAAGGCAAGGUUACAGUGGGGACGAUGACAAAGGAUGGGGACCCGGGUCGAGAAGUGGCCAACCUAACAGCCUCAGCAGAUGGGACAGUCCUCAUGGGGAUUCCCCUCAUCCCAGGACUUGACGUUGUGGCGUCUGGCGAUGGCUCGCACAUGGAGUGCAGCAUCAAGACGGAAGAGGACGAUGACCUCGGCAUCGGCAGAGGGGCAGAAGAUGAGGAGACUGACGUCAGCCAAAUGCUGUCUGUCGUCAGUUCUGGAGGAAACUUGAUCCGAGCUAACCAUGCGACGUUGCAGUCUCUGUUAUCAACCCCAAUAUCGGGCACCCAGGUGUUUGCUCAGCAAGAUGGUAUACAGGUCAUCACUUUGCCGACGGCGACAGACGUCGUGGGCCUCGGUGGGGAGAACAGCAGUCGACUCGUUCAGGUGUUUCCAAGUAAUGAAGACCUGACCAGCCUUGGUGUUGGAGCUAAAUACAUCGGACUCAUAGCGAUUCCAAACACAGGCCUUGUCGCUCAGACUAAAACAGAUAUGGGUGGCCUCUCCGGUUUAGAAAUGGUUCAAGGCACUGAAACUGCUGAGCUGAAUGCGGCUGCUGCGGCAGAGAGUAUGGCGGCCAUCUUGAUGCCUCCGCCAGCCACUGUGCCAGAGCUACCCCCAGGAUGUCCCCAGUGGGCAACCCGACUGAAGAAAUGUGAGAAAAUCGGGGACUCGUACCGUGGAUACGUGGAAAAUGAAAUUGACCUGGACUUGAUAUUAACCCUUCACAAACAGCAGACCAACAGCUUCUGGGGCACUCGGCAGUCGCCCAGCCCGGCGAAAGCGUCCAUCAGACUCAUGUGGAAGUCACAAUAUGUUCCCUUCGAUGGCAUUCCCUUUAUCAAUGCUGGAAGUCGAGCAGUGGUGAUGGAGUGCCAGUACGGUCCUCGGAGGAAAGGGACGUUUGGGAAAAGAGGCGGCACCACCAAUAGCAAUGCUGUAGAGUUCAAACAGACGUGUCCAGCCAGGAUAUACAUCAAAAAGGUGCGCAAGUUUCCAGCAUAUGCGGUCGAUCUCACGAUGGAUAAAAAGAGCAUCCGUUUAGCAAUGGACAAAGCUUUCCUUGAACUUCGAGAACAAGGUCUUGACAGCUGGGGAGAGGAAAGGUAUUACGUACAGUUGCCCACGGAUAAAGCUCACGAUUAUCACGAGGAAUCGCCCAAUGCCUUGAAGCAGGAGACAGUGGUCAGUCCCCCGGUGAUAGAUGAGCAGACGCCUCCGGUCGUGGAAGGUCUAACAGAUACACGCAUCCACCCUGCCGUGCUGGAGAAGAUUCGGCAGAUGGUUGCGGCGGGGGAGACAAAGCUCUACACCAUACGCAAGCAGUUGAGGAAGUUUGUGGUGUGUGAGCUGUUCCAGUGCUCGGGCCAGGUCCCUGAGCGUCACGACCUGACCAUGUUCCCCACCGUCAACGACCUCAAGAACCACAUCCACCAGGCCCUCAAGGACAUCGAGACCGGGGUCCUGCCCGUCUCCGCGCCCGUGGUGAAUCUGGAGGUAAUGGCGGGCCAGGAAUCCUCCGAGGCCAACGAUCAAGAGACCAACGACAUCAAGACGGAACUUUCCUCCAUGUGGUCGGGGGCCAACGUUCCAUCCAGCACGCCGAUGCCGGAGAGCGUCACGGUGACCUUGACACAGAACCCAGGGGAAGACGGCCACCACAUGGUUUCUCGUAUCGAGACUCAUCUGAGCGACGGCACAACGCAGGUCAGCACAACCUUGACCCCUGAGACGGCCCAGUUGUUGUCACGCCUACACCCAGGUCUCUUCCCCGCUGGCAGUCUACUCCAGUUGGAUGGUUCCCAGUCCCAGCCUGUGGUCCCCGAGAGUUUGGCCGACCCUGUGAGCGGUCUAGAGCCCCCAGACGCGUCAUCUGCUGACAACCCCGUGUCUGGUCUGGACGCCUCCAUGGCGGAGAGCGUGCAUGUGAUAGGGGGCCUCGACUCUGCCCACCUGACGGGCAUGGAAGACAUGGACACGGCCCACAACAUCUCCGACAUGAUGGACUCUGACGCUGCCGCGGGGAUCUCAGGCAUGGUCAGCUCGGACCCGACACACUCUAUCGGAGGAAUUCAUCUCGACGUGCACCACCCUUCAUCUCACAAUAUUUCCGGUAUCAUCGAUGGGGACUCUCCCAAUUUCGCCGGGAUUGUCACGUCGGAAUCGCACCACCACCACCACCCUCACCAUCACCACCAUCAUCACCACCACCACAUCCCCGGCUUGAGCAUCGCAGGGUCGGGUCUGUCUGUCCUCAACGGGGUUGACCCGGCCACGAUUUCUGAGAUGGUUUCCUCGGGCGCCGCCCAUCUGAGCAUCGUUCCGGGCCACCCUGACACGAUCGCCCUGGUGGCGGGCGCGGGGUCGGAGGCCGCUCACACUAUCGGGCUGGUCACCACGGGCCGGAGCGACGGCGGUCAUUUGACCCUGGGGGACGAGGCGUGCGACGAGUCUAUCAUGGCCAAAGGUCAGGACCUGGGGGAGGUGGGCGGGGCCGAUGAGAAGCUGUCGGAGGAUAAGAUUACUCUGCACAUCACUUCAGAUCAAGAAAUGGGCAUGGCCAGACUGGAGAACAAAGUCUCAGAUUUGUGAUAUAUUCCUCCCUGGCGCUCCGUCUUUCUCUCUUUCCCCGGAAAACGCACACGAGAAUGAUCCCCAAGUCCCAGCGUGACAGAAUGCACAUGAUCCACGCAUUGCACUCGAGAAUGAUGUAUGAUUAUGAAGUUCAAAAGUGAUAGGACUUGCAUCAUCACAUCAGGCAGGAUCGUGCUCGUGAGAAUGAAUGACUUUUUACGUUCCGUGUGAUGGGGGACUUGCAUUAUCGUAUGAUCAGAAUCUCAGCCGUUCUCACCUGCCACACUCUUUGUUUCAACUUUCACAGCCUGUGUGCUCCUGCUGCUUCACUUCUGGAUGUUAUCUUCAGAUUUCUGGAGGCCUCAAAAGUUCUGAUUUUUUUUCCUGCUAGGCAGUUUAUGUUCAGAAUAAAUGUGGGUCACGUUUUCUUUCGAUGCAAUACAUUAACUCCUUGAAAUCGAAGUGUUAUAAGUACCAAAGUUCUGUAGUUCUGUUGAGUAGUCAGUUCAGAAUUCUUGUGCUUACAUGUCCCUUCCGCUCCUUACAAGGUGUUUGUAGGUAAAAGUGUUUGGGUUUUUUUUCAUAUUUUGUAAUUGGUGAAAUGUCAUGUAAUUUGAGGUUUGCAGGCAAAGUACUUUCUGUUUUGUAAACAUGAAACUUGGUGUAAUUUGAGGUUUGCAUGCAAAGUUCUUUUAUGUUUGAUAAACAGCAAGACUUUAUUUAGUGAAAGGUUGACAGGCAGGCCAUGAGGACAGCUACAGAGCGCCACUGGCUGAUGUCCUUGCCAUGACAUGCACGCUGUGGGUUUUUGUUGGUUCUCAUGCUAGGGAAAAGGAUGACGUACAUCCGCUUCUGUUUCAGACUACUAUGUAAUUCUCAGAUGGAUAUGAUGGUUGUGAGGUAGUCAAAAGUGGCGUGAUGGGACCUGAAGUGGGAACAAAACAAGACCUGCGACUUUCUUUUUUUUUACUACAGCAUGGAAUGGAAAACUGCUCAGAACAAAAUGUUAUGUUAUGGAAAA